UCUCUGCUCGGGGCGAUCCCCCCCGGUUCCCCGCCGGGAGCGCUCCCACGGCCGCCCCGCAGCGCCCGGGCAGUGCCGGCGCCGUGCCCGGCCCGCCGUGCCUGGUGCAUGCCGGGGAGGAGCGAACUGAACCGCCCCCGCGCCGGCGCUGCCCGGCGUCCCCUUCGCCCGCAGCCUUGACCCCGCCUGCCCAGCCAUGGCAGCCUCGCUGAGCCGCCCCUGCUUCAUCUCCCUCCACCUGCCCUACAGGCAGGGCUGGGGCCAGCACCUGGCCAACACCUUUCGCUUCCAGCCAGUGGCCGUGCGGGAGACGCCGCUUGUCCGGCAGGUGGCCUUGCAACGAGAAUCUGCCAUCUUCCUCGUCAACGAGCGCCUGGCACCUGCCAGCACCUCAUCCCGUGAUUUUCUCUAUGACAUAGAUCCCCAGCCCACCUUGGGCACGGCCUCCAAUGUCUGCUUCGAGGUGGAUGACGUGCCGGGGCUCUGCAGGCGGCUGCAGAGCCAGGGAUGCUCCUUGCUGGUGCCCCCCACUGAGCUGAGUGAUGACGCUGGUUCUGUCACCUACGGGGUGGUGAGCUCUGUCGUGGGCAACGUCAGCCACACCCUUUUGGACCGAUCCUGUUACCGGGGGCUCUUCCUGCCUGGCUUCCAGCCCAUCCAAGGAGCCCCCUCAGCCACAGGGGAUGGGAUCAAGAUCACUCACUUUGACCACAUCACAUAUGUCUGCCCCCGGGGUGGGGCCCGGGCGGCUCUGGACUGGUACCAGCGCUGCUUUGGCUUCCACCGCUUCCUGCUGAACCCCCAGGAAAGGCCGGCUGAGGGGUAUGUGCUGGGGGGGCAGGGGGUGGGCAUGCUGCUCCUCGCACUGCAGGGCGCCCAGGGCACCCCAGCACACGGGUGCAAGCUGGUCUUUGCUGAGUCUCUCUCCCAGAAUGGCACCAACCAGGUCGACACGUUUCUGGAGCAGCACGGCGGGGCUGGGAUCCAGCACGUCGGCCUCUGCACCACUGACAUUGUCAGCACAACCAGGGCUCUGCAGCAGCGGGGGGCACGGUUCUUCACACCCCCCACCACCUAUUACAGCCAGGGGGGCAAAGCGGAGGAGAUCCGAGGAGCUGGGCAGGACCCCCACGUGCUGGCAGAGCUUGGCAUCCUCCUGGACACCACAGUGCCUGUGGCCAACAAGGGUCAGCCGGGCACUGAUGCCACAGAGAGCCCCUCUCGGGAAUAUUUGAUGCAGAUCUUCACCCAUCCCAUCUUCUCCGAGGAGACCUUCUUCCUGGAGCUCAUUGACCGUCGGGGAGCGCCCGGCUUCGGGGAAGGCAAUAUCCGAGCACUGUGGAAAGCUGUGCAGGUCUACAUGGACCAGCAGCAGUAGUGCAAUGCUGCAGUCCUCCUCCCUCAGCUCCCCAACUUCUCCAGUCCAACCCUGGAGCAAGGACCAUAAGAUCCCAUCCCUGGCAUGGCCCAGGUGGGCAGGGACCAAGGGACGGCUCCACAUCAAUCCAGAGCCAACUCAGCGUGGGAGCAAGAUGCUCAGGGCCAAGUCCAGCAGGGGUGUGAGCAUGGCCCAGGAUGGGUGCAUUUCUCCCCUGCCCUGGGUUCCCAGGGAUUUAUCGACCACACGUAAAGAACUUUCUGCCUUA
Messenger RNA from Vidua macroura (Pin-tailed whydah), 1646 nucleotides. It is a transcript of the gene HPDL, whose product is annotated as 4-hydroxyphenylpyruvate dioxygenase like. Gene Ontology annotation, biological process: aromatic amino acid metabolic process. The transcript is spliced from 2 exons. The coding region runs from base 197 to 1378 and encodes 393 amino acids. NCBI's taxonomy places the organism in Eukaryota, Metazoa, Chordata, Aves, Passeriformes, Viduidae. Gene Ontology annotation, molecular function: 4-hydroxyphenylpyruvate dioxygenase activity. The record is from RefSeq and is a predicted model, not a curated record.